AGAGUAAAAAUAAUUAGCGAAUACAUUAUUGAAUAAAUUAAAACUUAAAAUAUGUAUCACUGACAAAAGAUAUUGUUUCCGCAUAUUAUCUAUCGUUAUUUAGUUCCAUAAUUUAAGAAAAAUUAGACCUUAUGACAAAAUAACAGCGUGUUUACCAAAUACAUCCAUAUGAGCCUCUGCUUUAAAUUUUGACCAAUCAGGAUGCAAUAUUGUUAGCUCGAUAUAAUAUAUAUUGCAGUGUCAGGCAAUCAUAGCAUUAGGAGCGCUGCGCUUUACUGUAUGCGUUGCGGUUGUGGCCUUGUGAUUGGCUGGUUUGCCCGUAUGACCUUGAGCAGCUGGCGAUGACAAUUAUUGUUUUUCUGCUUGACAACAGCGCAUCAAUGAACCAGCGCACUUUUCAAGGCACUACGCUACUAGACGUAGCAAAAUCUGCUAUAGAGAUUUUCUUCAAAAUAAGGAUGAGCAAAUCAAGAGUAGAUCGUUAUUUUGUGCUUACUUUGAAUUCUGACAUAAGUUAUGUCAAACUUACCGGUUGGAAACAGAAUGUUGAUCUUCAGUUACUUCAUUCUGCCUUAAAUAAUAUAAAACCAGACGGUUUAGUUGAUUUGUCAACUGGUAUUCAAAGAACAUUCCGAAUGUUAAACAUAAAUAGAUUGCAACUCGGACUGGAAAAUUAUGGGAUGGGGAUUUAUCCAUCAUGUAUUGAACCCUCUGUAAUAAUAUGUAUUACUACUAGCAUAGGCUCAUACAGUUUUGAUGGCCAAAUUUUCAAUGAUGCAUCUAUAACUUCCAUAGAAUCUGCCGUUCUUGGAAAUGUUUUGACAAAAGAGACUUUCCGUUGGGAUUAUCGCAUGUAUUCUCUGGUACUUCGUUUUCCCGCAUUUGUCAGUAAUAAUCAUGGUGGUAGCUCCAUAAAAUCAGAAAAAAUCUCACCGCUUAAAAGACUUGCGGAAGAAACUGGCGGCGAAAGUUUUGAUGUUUACGACGGCCGGGAACUCCACCAAUGUCUCGACUCUCUUGUCACAAAAUGCCAACCUGGAGUGGUUUUAAAAUUACGAAGGUCUACUGACUGCGUUGAUGCGGCUCCUCAAGAGAAAUUCGUAAAGCAGUUGAUGUCAGUUAAGCUAAUGGGAAGGUCAUCAUCUUGGCCUAUCCCAGAACAAUUUUGGCCUGAUGAUGAGAUGCUAGCAUUACAGUUGCCACCUAGAAGUGCACAUCCUGAAGUUCUUGUAUCUAAAGUUCCUGUGGUGGAACCUGAGUUGCCCGAGUAUUUCCCCGUCGACCGUUAUGAGUUGACUCCAUCACAUUUUACGAAAGAGUUUCUAAAUUCGUCGGAGCAAAAUAUGGUUUGGCGGUGUUUCAGCUAUGGUAUCAAAAAGAGUCAGAAUGCACCGUUUGGUUAUUUAAAAGUAUCACAUGAUCUCCAGUCAGUACAUCUGCAUAUACUUCCUUACAAUUAUCCUGUAUUUCUUCAGUUACUUGGUGAUAUAUGUGAUCAUAAGCGUAUGACGGAAGCCUGGGGUCAUCAGUUUGUGAACUAUCUAGGAACCAUACCGAAAUAUUACUUUAUGCCCCUAGCGAAGGCGUUUGAACGAAUAGGGUUUGCCGGGAUGAUUAAGCCUGAAGCUAUUGAUCGUGCACUUCCUUAUCAAUUGAAACAUUCUUUGCAAAAGCUUCGGCAUUCAGCUAAAAUUGAAUACGAUAACUUCGUGCGUAUGACACAAACUGACAGCCCCACAAACACAACUGUUACUUUACCAUCAGCUUUAUUGCCUUUACCUUUGUGGCCGCUACGUGAAUUUAAAUCGAUGUAUAUCAAACCUAAGCGUCUUCAUUCAAAUUCUCUCCGACCUUGUAAUAUAUCUCGAACCAAGUUGCGCGUAGUUUUGGGAAAAAUGAGGCAUGAACUUGAUAACCUCCUAAAUGGUUCAUCUAACAUCCGAGCAGUUGACUUGAUUCAUCAACAACCAGUCGCCCUAAUGGGUGAUUAUGUUAACUACAGAAAUUCCCGGCACGUCGAAACACCUUUGAGGGAGAUAAAUCCAACUCCUGAACGGUCGGAUACAUUCGGAAACCCUUUCCGACGGAAGUCUACAUCCUUCGUCGCGGAUGAAGGUUUCGUUGAUGAAAUGGAUUCAUUGCAAGUUAAUUCUUGUAAUCCGAAUACAGUUUUGCUCAAUUUUGGGCGAAAAAAGUCUGCACAAACCACCAAAAAUUCUCAAGCAAGAGUCAAAGGUCCUUUACCUCCGUACAUUAAUCACUUAAAUUGGCGUGUUUUCUCACCGAAAUCUUCACCGCUGUCAUCGCCCAGAUCUUUGGAUAAUACUUCCAGUGAGGAAAUAUCAAACGCGAUUUCAUCUCCCACAUAUGCCGACAAUUCCCCUUCUUUAAUAAACCACUCAAGACUUACCAACCAAGCAAUUAUUGAAAAAACAAAUACUUUUGAUACUAGAAGUGCAUCGUCAUUGGAAAGUUUUAAAUUAAACAAGAAAAUUAUGUUCGAAUUAAUUCAUUUGGUUCGACAACCUUAUACAGGUAAGUUUGUAUGUACAAGAACUUUUAGUUCUUUCGUUUACAUUAUCUAACUGUUAAUUUUUUCCACUUAGUAGAUGCAGUACUGUUAUUUGACCGCAUGAAUGAACUCGCUGGUUCAAUUGGACAAAGAGAAGCUGUGGUUUCGAUGCUGAUGUCAGAAGCUUUGAGAUUCAGAAGAUCAUGUUUAUAUUUUUUACUAAGUGAUUGGCGAACAUGGUUGCUGCAAAGUGAGGAUUCGAAAGGUCGUGUUGUUUUGCAAAAAUCGAAUCAGGUGGUUGCAAAAACAAACCAUAUUCAGUUAAAUGGGUGGUCUUGAUCAAAUCGAUCUGUAUAUUAUGAUCUACUUAAUUUAUUUUGUAUAAAACUUUUACAUACUUAACACUUUCAGAUGUAAAUAACUGAGGGUUUAUCAUUAAUCUUGUACAUGGUGUAUAAAUUCCCCAAAUGUUCUCUUAGAAAAGGCCUUAUUUUCAUAAUAACCUUUUGCUCGCUAGUUUGUACACUGUUGAAAUACAAAAAAAUUGCUAACAAUUCAUAAUUCUAUGGUUUUAUCGCUUUAGAUUAUUACUGAUGUUUUAUUCAACAUUAGUUUUAGGUUGCUUGAAGAGUGAA
Molecule: messenger RNA, 3147 nt
Organism: Schistosoma margrebowiei
Lineage: Eukaryota; Metazoa; Platyhelminthes; Trematoda; Strigeidida; Schistosomatidae
Source: the annotation of a GenBank genome assembly